CAUAAAUAAAGAUUUUUAACAUUUAUAUAUAUUAUGAUAAUCUAAAGUUUAUGGAAGAUUUCUUGAGACACUCAGCAGAAUGCCCGAGGAUGUUAUGGUCCCAUCAGGAAACUACAAGGUGCGCAAGCGGUUCCGCAAUGAGGAGCAUCGACGGAGCAAGAAAGACAUGCCCUGGACAAAACAGAUAUUAGAUCUAAAUGAGAAUCGGUUUUUUGGCCGGACAGCCUGGGCAUGGUGCCGGAUAGUGUCGUUUUAUCUCCUGCUGUAUUUGCUCAUUUUUCUAAUUCUGCUCUGCCUAUAUCUGAUCUUUCGAUUUUAUUUUAUCCAAAAAGACAGACCUAGUAUACUAAAGGAGGCACCUGGUCUGUCAAUUGUGCCGAGGAAUGAGUCAACAAUAACCUUUUAUUACAACCAGAUGCCAGAUAUCUAUCCACUUUGCGACCGCAUCGAUGAGUUUCUCGAGAAAUUGGAUGAUGAGGCCUUUGAGUAUUUUCACGAAUGCAAUGGCGAUAAAUUAUGGGGUUAUAAUGAGAAGAAACCGUGUGUUUUUGUUAAAUUAAAUAAGAUAUUCGGAUUUAAGCCUGAGGUGUACACCUCACCCACCGAACUGCCAAGCGAGGCGCCUCCAGAGUUGACGACGAUAAUGGGUAAAUUCAAAGGUCACGAUCGAAUUUGGCUAACCUGUGAAUUGUCUCAGGGGAAACUACCAAAAAUUGUCUACAUUCCGGGUCCGUAUUUUGACACCGAGGAGUUGGCGGGCGUUAGUCGUGUCGUUGCAUUGCAACUGACAGAAAUGCCCGAGAAUAAGGAGAUUUUUGUAUCCUGCAGAGUUUGGGCAAAAAACAUUAAAAUCGAUCUGAAGCAAACUGGCAGGGGUAAUGCCAAGUUUUCAAUGAAAAUGAAGGUGAAGAAGAGCAACAACAACCCACCGGAUAACCUUGAAACAAGACCCACCAAGUUUAAAGUUUGGAAGCCCAAUCAAGACCAACAACGAAUAUUUUACGAUGAAGAUUUACAACUGCCUGAUGUACCAGAUCUAGAAGCGGAGGACGAUGGUGUUAAAACUGAUACACGUUCGGCUAUACCAACUGAGCCACCAGAUAAAUUGAAACGAUAAUAAAAUAUACAAAUUUUGUCUUUGUAA
Molecule: messenger RNA, 1144 nt
Organism: Drosophila willistoni
Lineage: Eukaryota; Metazoa; Arthropoda; Insecta; Diptera; Drosophilidae
Product: sodium/potassium-transporting ATPase subunit beta-1
Exons: 1
Coding region: 80-1117 (345 amino acids)
Biological process (GO): intracellular sodium ion homeostasis; potassium ion import across plasma membrane; intracellular potassium ion homeostasis
Cellular component (GO): sodium:potassium-exchanging ATPase complex
Molecular function (GO): ATPase activator activity
Source: RefSeq, a predicted model, not a curated record